AUGUCGAGAGGUGCAAUCGGGGAAACGCCUAACAUUGACAGCCACCAAAGCUCAGACAGUGGUUUUAGUAGCAGUAAGACUGACAGCGAUAUGCCGACGAUACUAUGGGGUAGCAGUAGUGCUACCAGUAGCGAUUCAGACCAAGCAUAUCAGCCUACUACAAAACGUGAAGAAGGGAUAAUCAGUCUUGAUCAAACACGAGUCAUGGAAGGUAAGUCUAACAACUUACAACUCUACAACCAAGAAGAAAAUAGAAGUGAAGUAACACACUAG
Molecule: messenger RNA, 273 nt
Organism: Sphaeroforma arctica JP610
Lineage: Eukaryota; Ichthyosporea; Ichthyophonida
Exons: 2
Coding region: 1-273 (90 amino acids)
Source: RefSeq, a predicted model, not a curated record